AUGAAAUUCCUCCCUCUUCUUUCAUUUGCCUUGCUAGCUAGCGCCCAAUCAAAACCUUCCAGUUCGCAAGUCAUUGCGCAUGCUGCUUACAUUAACCCAAUCGGCGAUCCCACAGCUUGGUCUAGAAUGAUUGCUUCUCCUAGCAACAAAGUUGGCCUUCUUGUCGCAAACCCCAACAAUGGCCCUGACGCUUCGGUAAAUGCUGAUUAUGCCACCGUCAUUACUCAAACUGUUGGCUCAGGCAAGAAGCUACUCGGAUAUGUCCGCACUGGCUACCUGAGCCUUAGCGCCGAUCGCUUUACAACUAGGAGUGGUUCGACUACAAUCGACGCCUGGAAAACGCAAAUCAAAGGAGACAUUGACCUUUGGUACCAACUGGACCCCAACAUUAGUGGCAUCUUCUUUGACGAGUGCUGGAACCAAUGUGGAUCUAGCAACGAGUUCGCGCAGGUAUACAAAGACCUCAGCAACUACGUCAAGAACAAGUCCCCUGGUGCAUACACUGUUGCGAACCCUGGAGCUACUAUUCCUCAAUGUUACGAGAACGCCGUGGAUACGCUGAUGUCAUUUGAAGGGAGCUUUGAUACGUACAACAAUGCGUAUGUUGCGAAUGACUGGACCUCUUCUACUCGGAACAAGGUAUGGCAUUUGGUUUACAACGUCCCAGAAGAUCAAGUUAGCAAGGUUGCCGCGCUUGCCAAGCAACGCGGUGCGGACUUGAUUGGCAUCACCAACGGCAACCUACCCAACCCGUACAACACUCUGCCGUCGGCCAACUACGAGCAAAAGUUUGAGAAUGCUGUGUCCGGUGGAAGUCUCACGGCGGCUGCCGCCAGCAGGCGCAGCGCAAAGUUCAGACGCCUGGCUAGUUGGAACUUGUAA
This is a messenger RNA of [Torrubiella] hemipterigena, 882 nucleotides long. The record is from the annotation of a GenBank genome assembly. Lineage: Eukaryota; Fungi; Ascomycota; Sordariomycetes; Hypocreales; Clavicipitaceae.